AGGAUGGAACAUUCCUGCUGGCUCCUGCUGCUCUGUGUUAGCGUUCUCUUGGCACGAGCUCUGCCACCCAAUGGGACCGAGCUGCCCAAAACAACCACCACGACCAACUCCACCGAGGAGAACAGCCUGCACAAGGAGCUGCUGACGUCCCUGCUGAUCCUGGUGCUGGUGGUGCUCAUUUUCGUGGUGCUGGCGGGGUAUUUUUUCAGGUUCAGGAGGCACAGGAAAGCCGUGGUGACCUCCGGCGACAAAAAGAUGCCGAAUGGGAUCUUGGAAGAGCAAGAACAGCAACGGGUCAUGCUGCUCAGCAGAUCUCCCUCGGGCCCCAAGAAGUAUUUCCCCAUCCCAGUGGAAAACCUGGAGGAGGAAAUUCGGAUACGCUCAGCAGAYGAAGGGAAACUCUUCAGGGAGGAGUUCAAUUCUUUAACAUCUGGGUAUGURCAAGGAACAUUUGAAAUGGCCAAUAAGGAAGAAAACAGGGAGAAGAACAGAUAUCCCAACAUCCUGCCAUAUGAUCAUUCCAGAGUGGUUUUGACCCAAAUUGAUGGAGUCCCACCUUCAGACUACAUUAAUGCAUCCUAUAUAGAUGGUUAUAAAGAAAAGAAUAAAUUUAUAGCAGCACAAGGUAACUUGUUCUCAUUUCUCUCCUCUCUGCAGCUUAGGGCCGAAUUGAAAACAAUCUCAGACCUCUAAAAUUCCCUUUUUUUUUUUGUGAAGGAAAAAUGUCACCAGUACUGGCCUGACCAGGGCUGCUGGACCUAUGGGAACAUCAGGGUGUCAGUGGAGGAUUGCAUCGUGCUGGUGGAUUACACCAUCCGAAAAUUCUGCGUGCAGGCGCUCCAGGAUGGGUGCAAAGCUCCAAGGCUCGUCACACAGCUCCACUUCACCAGCUGGCCAGACUUUGGGGUGCCUUUCACACCYAUUGGGAUGCUGAAAUUCCUGAAAAAAGUCAAAACCUUGAAUCCUGCCCACGCUGGACCAAUUGUGGUUCAUUGUAGCGCUGGCGUGGGGCGCACGGGCACCUUCAUCGUCAUCGAUGCCAUCAUGGACAUGAUGCACGCUGAGCACAGGGUGGAUGUGUUUGAAUUUGUCUGCAGGAUCCGGAACCAGCGGCCCCAGAUGGUUCAGACUGAUAUGCAAUAUUCCUUCAUUUACCAAGCCUUACUCGAGUACUACCUCUACGGUGACACGGAGCUGGACGUGUCAUCCCUGGAAAAACACCUGCAGACAUCCCACAACGCUGCCCCAAACCUGGUCAAAAUAGGGCUGGAAGAGGAAUUUAAAAAGCUGACAAAUGUUCGGAUCAUGAAGGAGAACAUGAGGACUGGCAACCUCCCAGCCAACAUGAAGAAAGCCAGAGUCAUCCAGAUUAUCCCCUAUGAUUUUAACAGAGUGAUUCUGUCCAUGAAGAGAGGGCAGGAGUACACCGACUACAUCAAUGCUUCCUUCAUAGAUGGAUAUCGCCAGAAGGAUUAUUUCAUCGCCACCCAGGGCCCCCUGCCCCACACGGUGGAGGAUUUCUGGAGGAUGGUGUGGGAGUGGAARUGCCACACCAUCGUGAUGCUCACCGAGGUGCAGGAGAGGGAGCAGGAAAAAUGCUGCCAGUACUGGCCAUCGGAGGGCUCUGUGACUCACGGAGAGAUCACGGUGGAAAUCAAGAGUGACAGCCUGAUGGAUGCCAUCAGUGUGAGGGACUUCCUGGUGACGUAUAAUCAGAGUAACCAGGAGAAGCAAAGCAGGCUGGUCAGGCAGUUCCACUUCCAUGGGUGGCCGGAGAUCGGGAUCCCCGCCGAGGGGAAGGGGAUGAUCGACCUCAUCGCGGCUGUGCAGAAACAGCAGCAGCAGACAGGGAACCACCCCAUCACUGUGCACUGCAGCGCCGGCGCAGGGAGGACGGGGACUUUCAUAGCACUGAGCAAUAUCCUGGAGAGGGUGAAGGCUGAGGGGCUCCUKGACGUGUUCCAGGCUGUGAAGAGCUUGAGGCUGCAAAGGCCACACAUGGUGCAAACACUGGAACAGUAUGAAUUCUGCUACAGAGUGGUACAAGAUUUCAUCGACAUCUUUUCAGAUUAUGCUAAUUUCAAAUGAGAAUCCUGCCUUAUUUUUUAAUUUGUCUGUAUAAAUAGUUGUAUAUUAUGUUAAUUUAUUCCAUGGCAUUUGGAUUGUUGACUUAACUGUAAAUACAACGUCGCGUGGGCUCUAAAAGUUGCAUUUGCUGUAUAAAGUUGUUUCUUAAAUAUAAAUAUCUUCUAAAGCAAAGUAUAAUGUUCUAUACUGUAUAGCACUGUAAGAUGGGAUAGAAAUUUUUAUUCUAAAUAACGGGAAAUUAAUUCUUGAGAGUUUUUUCCUUUGAAUUUUGCCACUUAUAAAUUAUUUCUCGAUGAUGUUAUCUCCCAGUUCUUGACAUUUUUGACAGGUGAGUUACAGUUUAUGCUAAAAAAAAGGGAAUUACAGUGUAUAUGUUUAAACAUAUUUUGUUCACCAGGAAAAUAUGUUCACCAUGAAAAUAGAUAUUUAUUUUUUCAAGGCUGUUUUGAAGAGCCUCCAGGUUUUGAUGGCACUUGGAUKUUGAGUCUUAUUUUCCAUUAGAUAGAAUCAGUAGAAAUACAGAUUUGAAUUUUGGAAUUAACAGAACUUUUGAAGCCCAGUCAGUUUGUUUUUUUCCCAAAUAUUGUUUGAAUYGACUUAGAAAGGCAAUAAUGUGAUUUUUAGAGUAUUUUGCAUAUUUGAAGAGUAUAUUUUGCAGUACCUGGACUUGUCUGCUCGAAGAGAAAGGCCAGAAAUGGAGUUAAGACUUCACUCUAAACAUGUGCAUAAUUUCCCACUUCUUUAAAAUAGGAGAUGAAUUCUUGUUCCUUGAUUUGACUCAGCAGAAUAAUUAAGAAUAUCRGUAAAAAUUGGGRAAAAAAARCAUUUUAUGAACAGUUUACUGCCAGAAAGAUUGAGUAUUGUACAAAAAGUUCCUCCAGAUUCUUACCCUGCUAUAAAUGCUGUCUAAAAAGAACUCUUGCCUUUCUUGAAGGGUUUAGGAUUGUGUACAGAGAUAUAUUUUUAAUGAAAGUACUGCUGAGAAUAGAAUUGAUGACAGAAAAUAUAAAAGUCUUUUUUACAGCCCUGACCAGGGGGUGGAAAAUGCCCCAGUUCACAGGGCACCCGAAUGUUGAAUAAUUACAAAGUUUAUCUUUCCUACUCUUUGGAAAUCAUCCAUGACUUAAUGAGCACAAAGGAGGCAACUCUGUAAUUAACAACAUAACGAAUAUGCAAUAGUUCUGUCUCGUCCAGCCGGGCUUUUGCCAUGCAACAAAGCCUUAUUUAAAACAAGCAGCUAAAACUGAGCUUCUCCUGCUGUUCUUGCACUAUUUUAUCCCAUUCCCAUCCCACAAAAAAUCCCUUGGAGCAGUGUAAGGGCACAAGGGGAGGUGUCCACAGUUCUCCUUCCAUUCCAUCCUGGCUGGAAAAGGUUUGGGGUAGGAAUUCCUGAGCACCCCAUUCCCAUUGGCUGCUUCUCAUCUUCCCAUCGCUGCACUCCUGUAUUUAUUUGUACAGUAAAUUAUGCACUUAAAAACAAAAAAACAAAAAAAAAAGAAAAAAAGAUUGUUUAAAAGACUAAACCUUGCUUGUGAGUCUCUAUGAGAAGAAACACUCGAGCCACAGGGUUGGGGAAAUGAAAGUGAAGGUGAGGAAGGGCAUGAUCCUGAAAUUCUGUCUGAACUGAAAGAGCCCAAAUAAAUUUAGUCUGGGAGUGAUCCAGUGAGGGGUCAAUGUGAUUUACAGCACAGGGAGACUCCCAGAGGUUGGAGAAUAAUGCAGAGCAAUUUCCAUUUUCUUAUCSUGAUGUCAGGAUCUUUCCAGCCACUUAGGCCACAUUUGAAUAAUAAAUCCCCAGGUUUUUGAGUCUCUGGGGUUGAGUUGUCUCCUGAACAUCUCAGKGCAGGGAGACUCCCAGGGGUUGGGAAAAAACGCAAAGGAAUUCACWUUUUCUGAUCCUGAUGUGAGGAUCUUUCCGACCAUCUAGCCCACAAUUGAAUAAUAAUCUGUCAGGGUUUUGGAUCUCUUAGGAAAGAAAUGGGGCUGAAUUGUCUCCUGAACAUCUCAGUGCARAGAAACUCCCAGAGGUUGGAAAACACAAAGGAAUUCCCAUUUUCUGAUCCAGACAUCAGGAUCUGUCUGGCCAUUUAGCCCUUAUUUAAAUAAAAAUAUUUUGUGUGUUGGGCAGAUUUGUGGGUCCCUGAGGUAAAACCUUGGGGUGAGUUGUCCCUGAAGUCCAUCUCAGUGCAGGGGUGUUGGGUGUGGGAUGUGCUGGAGCACAACUCCAACAGCCCACGGGGUUCACUAAAGGGCUCCAGGUACACCCAGGAGUAGGGUGGAGUUCAGCUGGAACCCCAAAUCCUCAGUGAGCACUCAGAUUUUAGUUGAUGACCAUAUUCAGAUAUCAAGGAGCAAAAAGAAACCCAAAGCAGAAUUCAGAAUUCACAGCUGUAUCCAUAAGGAUUUUUGGGGAAUUUGAAAAGCUCCCUUCCCAGUCAUGGUGUGUGCUCAGCACUGCUCUGGGGAGUGUCCUGGUGGGUAGGAAUUGUCCUUCAAGUCUCCUUCCRUUGCAUGGAAUUCCUUUGAAACACCAGAUGUUGGAUUGGAAGGCUCCUUCUGAUCCGCCUGUGGUUUUGGUCACUGUGUGACUUGGACUGUUCAUGUGUUCAGACAGGUCCCAGCUCACCUCAGCAUUUAAGCGUUCGCUUCCUCACAUUUUAUCCCAAAAUCCAUGGGAAUGCCGUGGAUCCCGUGGGAAGCGAUCCCUUAAGUGCUUGGCUGACCUGGGCCUUAAUGAAGAAUGCAUACUGUAAUUAGCAGUGUUUUUUAGGCUAUUUUUAUGUAUCAGUUUUUUAAACUUUUCAAACGAGCCUGACCACGCUGUGCUCAGUCUUUGGAAAUGUUUGCGUUCCCCUCCGUCCCAUUUUUUCAUGUAAAGUUACGGAAACUUUUCUGUAUAACCAAAAUGUAUUUAAUUUGUCAAAUCUUUAUAAUAUAUGUAUGUAUUAUACAGUCUCAGCUAUUAUUAUUUUCUUUUAUUACGUUUCUAAUUUGAUCUUGCCGUGUUUUUAAUGCCGGUGAAUGUGGCUGAAUUAUUUGUAUAUGCAAAUUGCAAGAUCUAAUACAUUCCAAUGCAAGAACAAA
Messenger RNA from Malurus melanocephalus (red-backed fairy wren), 5172 nucleotides. RefSeq names its product protein tyrosine phosphatase receptor type E (gene PTPRE). Lineage: Eukaryota; Metazoa; Chordata; Aves; Passeriformes; Maluridae. The record is from RefSeq and is a predicted model, not a curated record. Gene Ontology annotation, molecular function: protein tyrosine phosphatase activity. The transcript is spliced from 18 exons. Gene Ontology annotation, biological process: protein dephosphorylation.